AGAAAAGUACGGUAGCUGGGUUUUGGCGUCGAGGCUAUUUCAAUAGCACACUAGACUCGUAAGAUGGCGGGCUAGCUUGCUAGCGCCUCCUGCCAGUCGAAGCCAAGACUGGAUAAACUAUCUAUGCAAAGGUUGGUUCUUCCAUAAUCUGAGGCAUCUGUUAUAAUGGCAUCACCUACUCCUUCUCUACCAGAUUCCUCAUUAUUUGGAUCUCCUCAGUUAGGGUCCUUUGGAGACCAAGCACAACCUGAAAACUUGGGCACUGAGUGCAGCCUUUGUCACGAAACAUAUACAGUUCCAAAAGUUCUACCUUGUUUACACACUUUCUGCCAACCUUGUCUUGAAAAGCUACAAGAAAACCACGAUAAAAUCCAGUGUCCCAAGUGUGAACAGGACUGUGCCCUUCCACCUCAAGGUAUAUCUGGACUUCUCUCUGAUUACGCCAUCAGCAACGUGCUUGAAACCUCCGCCUUAGAAGGUUCUCCUCUUUCUUGUACUGGUUGCAAGACAAAAGAUACUCACGCUGUUGCUCGUUGUUUUGAUUGUGCCAAUUAUUUGUGUGGAAAUUGUGUCAUGGCUCAUCAGUAUAUGCAUUGUUUUGAAGGGCAUCAUGUUGUCAAUCUUAAAGAGCAGUCCAACAAAGAUGACUUUAAAACAGAUAAAGUAUUGUGUUGCCCUCGACACAAGACGGAAACACUGAGAUUCUUUUGUAGGACAUGUAAUACACCAAUUUGUAAAGAAUGCACGAAUAAUGAUCAUCCAAAAGGUCUCCAUGAUUAUGACUACAUAUCUGAAGUUGGUCCAAGGCAAGUUGAAAUACUUGGGGAGAUGCUUGAACAGAGCAAAGCCAAAACUAAUGAUUUAAGAAAUGCUGCCAAAUCUGUAGAACACUUUUCAUCACGUCUACAAAUGCAGUAUCAUAAAGCACAAACAAAAAUCGAUGACACUUUUAAUUUUUAUUGUUCUGUAUUGGAAGAACGUAAAGAAGAACUGAAGAAAGAGCUUGACGAUCUGUAUAAUACUAAGAUGGUUUCUUUAACUUUAAUGGGCAAUAAAGUCCAAGAAAUGAUAGAAAAGGGCUCAACAAACGCUCUGUUUGUUGAUCGCAUUAAGAAGAGAUUCUACAGCAAUUCAGAAAUUUUAAUGUUUAAACAGCUUCUUGACUCUAAAUUACAGAGCAUUAUUUCAUAUAAUCCUGAAGUCAAUUUGCAGUCUAUAGAUCUUGAGUUCCUGUCCAAUUACCAGGCCAUCCAAGUUGGUGUUCGGAACACGUUUGGAUAUAUUCGCCAUAAUUCUGAAGAUGUUCCAACUACUAAGGCACAACCAAUUGCAAGGCCAAAUGGUGUGGUUAAUUCUGAUCGUACCUAUCAAAAUGCGCAUGCCUAUGAGUCAAACAUCAUAUCUAAAAGAUUUGGCUCUGCAAAUAGCCUUGGAGCAUUUUCUACAAGUUUGGGUGGUAUGAAAUGGUCCAGUGAAAUGGUGCAGUCUGAAAUGGUCCAGUCCCCAUAUGAUGAAUGGUCCAGUGGAACAGCUGACUUAUUUCAUCUGACUAGUGAACCAGCUGUUGAUUUUUCACCCAAAUUCAUUUCUCCCAGCAUGUAUCCCAUAAGAUCUCAAAUUAAAAGGCAAAAAAUGAUUUAUCAUUGUAAGUUUGGAGACUUUGGUGUUAUGGAAGGACAAUUUACUGAGCCUAGUGGUGUAGCAGUUAAUGCCCAAAAUGAUAUCCUAGUAGCAGAUACAAAUAAUCACAGAAUACAAGUUUUUGAUAAAGUAGGAAGAUUUCAUUUUCAAUUUGGAGAAUGUGGGAAAAGAGAUGGACAGUUGUUAUAUCCCAAUAGAGUUUCUAUUGCGAAAACAUCUGGAGACAUUAUUGUAACAGAGAGAAGCCCUACUCAUCAAAUUCAAAUAUAUAAUCAAUAUGGACAGUUUGUUAGAAAAUUUGGGGAUAAUAUUCUUCAGCAUCCUCGAGGAGUGGCUGUUGACAUUAAUGGUCGAAUUAUUGUCAUUGAGUGUAAGGUCAUGAGAGUGAUAAUCUUUGACCAACUUGGUAAUGUCUUGCAGAAAUUUGGUUGCUCUAAACAUAUAGAGUUUCCAAAUGGAGUUGUAGUGAAUGAUAAGGAAGAAAUAUUUAUUAGUGAUAACCGAACACACUGUGUGAAGGUAUUUAGCUAUGAUGGAGCAUUUCUUCGUCAGAUCGGAGGUGAGGGUCUUACUAACUAUCCCAUUGGUGUCUGUAUUAAUCAGAAUGGUGAAAUUUUAGUAGCUGACAAUCACAACAACUUCAACAUUACAAUAUUCACACAAGAUGGACAGUUAGUAAAUGCUUCUGAAAGUAAAGUUAAGCAUGCCCAAUGCUUUGAUGUUGCUCUAAUGGAUGAUGGCUCAGUUGUCCUUGCUAGCAAGGAUUACCGCUUGUACAUCUAUCGUUAUAUGCAGAUUCCAGGUCUAGGAAUUUAAACUAUGUGGAAAUCAUCUUUUAUGAGUUGUUGUAUUUGAAAUGUUAUACUCAAUUAUUGCCUUUUUGGAACUUUGGCAGCUGUUGCAAAUGAAAAGAGAAAGUAAAUAUGUGAAAGAAGGUUAUUGGAAGGAAAAUAUGUGGCAGGGUUGAUGUUUGAAAAAGCAUUUUCGGUAUUUCGUGCAAGAUAGAACUGUAUCCAUUUAGCUGCUUCAAAUGCAAUUGCUGGAUGUAUUAACAGUUUAUAGAAAGUCUUGGAAUUGGCUUGCAUAGAAAAGAAAGUUGUUUUUUAAACCUGUAUUUGUAAACUGUUGGUGUUAUCUAUAUUCCCCACCCUGAAUUAUUACUGCAAAUGUAGUUUGCAGAAUAAAACGUGAAGAUGGCCAACAGUUUUUAUGUGCACACCUGAAUCCACAUAGCAGCUGUCACUUGUUAGCGAAGGGGCACAUAAUACUCCAAGUAAUUUUUCUAGAAGUGUCCUCUUACUUGACAGGCAUUGUUAUGUUGGAUUUGAGAUUAAAAUAGUUACUUUAAGAUAUACCAUAUUUUUUUGCAGUUGUCAAAUGGUAUUACUGGCCCUAGUCAUAAUAGUCAGCAGCUACUAUUGAAGCUUCUUCCAUUGCUUGUUCCCACAAAUUUUUGUGCUAUGUUGAAAUAUAACAAUGUUUUAACUUAUUUAUUAAUGGUAGAACAUAACUUUUUAAGAAAACUGGUAAAGCCAAAGAUGCAUUGUAAAAAAAAAACUUUUUCCUGUGAUCUCUUUGAAGAUUGGGGCCACUUGUUGAAAACAGUUGUUGAACACUCUGCCAGCCUGAAUUUUCUGCCUUAAUAAAAUGCUUGGACUACAGCAUCUACCUUUGCCUUUGUGACCUGUCUCAUGCACCAGGUCUGUUCUCUUCCAAUACUGUGCAGGCAUUUUUUUCUCCUGUACUGUCAAUUUAGAUGAGCACUUCCAGGUUUUAUGAGUUAUGUUUAACAUGGGUGCCAAUUUCCCUGUUAAUUUUAGUGUUUAUUAAAUUUUGUGUUGACUUAUUUAUAUUCACUCCUCGUUCUUAUUACCUGCCGAACAGAUUUUUAAGUACUCUAAGUGAAAAGUGUUGAAAACCGUUAUAUCAAGAUCUGAUAGUUGUAUCUCGAGUCAUGCAAACUUUUGCUUUGGCGAACUCAGUCUCUGUUGUAUUCCAAAUAUUUGAGCAUUUAACUUUUAACUAGUUAAUUCUGAGCAAUGAAAACAAGUUACCGUUGUGAAUUUGAUAGAAUUAGUUUUGUUUAUUGUUUAAAGUUUGUAUGCUGAGGAUCGCACUGAUUAAUUGAUGGACCAAGUUAAUGGAUAAAACUGAUCCUUUAAAUAGCCAAUGUAUGAAGAUAUUGUAGUGCGGCAUGGUUUGUAUUUGUAAUUUUAGUUGUAAUGUGUCUUGCCUAUACUAUACAAUCAUAUAUUAAAGUCGAUGUUUACUCGUAUGUUACUCUUAACGUGAAAAUAGAAAUUUGUAUUUUUACACUGGUCUUUAUAAUACUGUUUAAGCAUUGGCCAGUAUGCCAGCAAAUGCACCUUUUCUUUUCACCAAAGAUCACUUGUUUUAGCACCAUUAGUAGCAAUAAGUGAGUUAGGAUGUUUGCAAUAAGGUGUUUUAAAUUGUGUAAUUUUUGCACAUUUUGUGUUGGUAUUUAUUAAAAGUGCUUAAUAUAAUGGCAGCAGACUUAAAUUUUUUUUUUACUUAUGGUUGUGUAUUUGGCAGUUGAUUUAUUGUUUGUUGUUUGUUUCCAGCUUUAAGAUUUAAUAUAAUCUAUCAACACUUUACAUGUUUUUAAAGAUUCUACCUCGAUGAGUUAUGCAAUAAUUUGAUUUUAUGCAAUCAUUCCUUUUUUGUUAUCACCUUUUUGGAGGUUCUUUUUUAAUUGCUGGUUUUGCAUGCUUGUUAGUAAUGUUUCAUCUUUGUCUUAUAUUGCUUUAAUAUAAAUGAUCUGAAAUUACUUCGAUACUUUUAUAUUCCCAGUAAUUAUAAUUUUAUUGCGAUGUAUUAA
Messenger RNA from Stegodyphus dumicola, 4480 nucleotides. RefSeq names its product protein brain tumor-like. The record is from RefSeq and is a predicted model, not a curated record. Gene Ontology annotation, molecular function: zinc ion binding; ubiquitin protein ligase activity; protein binding. NCBI's taxonomy places the organism in Eukaryota, Metazoa, Arthropoda, Arachnida, Araneae, Eresidae.